GCCUCAGACUGGCAUGGAGCAGUCACUGAUUCGAACUCUCCAUGGCUCCAGGCAUACGAGCUCCUCGUCCAGGAUGCCCACAAAAAACGGCGCGCGCGAGGAAAACGCAGCGGCAACGAGGAAAAUAAGCAAAAAUGCCGGGACAAAGCCGCGAAGAAGGCCAAAAAGAAGGCCGCGGCCGGGGUGUUUGAGUCUUGGAACGAACACUAA
Molecule: messenger RNA, 210 nt
Organism: Symbiodinium sp. CCMP2592
Lineage: Eukaryota; Dinophyceae; Suessiales; Symbiodiniaceae
Source: the annotation of a GenBank genome assembly